Messenger RNA from Rattus norvegicus (Norway rat), 4619 nucleotides. It is a transcript of the gene Emc4, whose product is annotated as ER membrane protein complex subunit 4. Lineage: Eukaryota; Metazoa; Chordata; Mammalia; Rodentia; Muridae. The record is from RefSeq and is a predicted model, not a curated record. Gene Ontology annotation, biological process: protein insertion into ER membrane by stop-transfer membrane-anchor sequence; tail-anchored membrane protein insertion into ER membrane. Gene Ontology annotation, cellular component: membrane; EMC complex; endoplasmic reticulum membrane. Gene Ontology annotation, molecular function: membrane insertase activity.
UUUGCAAAUUUUAUUGACACAACAAAGAGGUUCAGGGACUAUUAGAGCACACUGGGCUAACUGGUUGUACAAGAAAGAGUAGCCAAAUAGCGAAGUAUUAUAAAGAUGCUGUCAGAUGCCAAGACAAAAACAACAACAAAAAAAAUGACAAAAAAAAACCUUCGCAACAUAUUUAUAAAACAUUUCUCUAGAGUUAUCCAUUUUUUCUAUUGUUGCUACUCUGACUGAAUAAAAACUUUCCUUGUUCAGGUCUUAAUCCAAAUGUGGCUGUUUGGAGAAGAAUGGUGUGAUGUAGCUUUUCUGUCUCCUAGUAGGAGACAAACAGAUACAGAAACAAAUACAAAAAAGGCAUAGGGGUUGUAGGUCAGGGACAAGGGUAGCCAUCUAGGAUGUACAUAUGAAUGCGGCUCUCCCUGGGUCUGAUCCUCAACCCUGCAAGAUGAAGCACACACAAAUGUGCAGGUGUCCCAUAUAAAAGUCAAAGUCUACCAGUUGUGUCUUUUUAUCUUUUCUAGGAGUGUAUGUGGUUGUAGGCAGAAUGGUUUUUUGAAAGUGUCCUUCAAUGUACUACAAGCUGGCUUGGAACUCAGCAUCCUCUGGCUUCUACUUCCAGAGUACUGGGCUUGCAGGCAGCUUCACCACAAUCAGAAGGAAAUAGUAUUUGUUGAUAGCAAGAUUACUUGUUGACAGCGAGUGUAAUACAUUCUAGAACUAGAGGGUACCCUUAGGAAUCAUCUCUCCUAAGUCUAUUUUACAAAUGAAAUUAAGAUCAAGAGGGUCCCCCCUGAGCACUCCGGUAGUUCAUGCCCAUUCAGGUUUAGAAUCCUGAUUUCCUAAGCUUAUGAAAGACCAUGGCUCUGAGGUUGAUGAUCCUGGACUAGUCUCAUAGAUAGAUGUGUGUUCAGUUCCCAGCACCCUUGUCUGUUAGCUACCAACCAAUUGUAACACAAGAUCUGACACCUGGCCUCCUCAGACACCUGCACUUACAUGCACAUAUACCAUAUAGACACACAAGAACAUGUACAUACAUUAUUUUAAAAUUCUUUAAAAAAUAUUAGAAAAAAAUCCCACACACCAGCUUCCUUUUCCUUACAAAGCACACUCAAAACCCCAUUUCUUAAGCCCCUCUCUCUCUCUCUCUCUCUCUCUCUCUCUCUCUCUCUCUCUCUCUGUGAUAUUCUGAUAAUCUUUUUCAAAAGAAAUAACCAGAUCUAGUUACAGUAGUGCAGGGCUAUAAUUCCAACCCUUGGAAGGCAGAGGCAGGAAGAUCAAGAGUUCAAGGCUAUCAGUUGGCUAACACAUGGUGACUUUGAGGCUGGACUGAGCUAUGUGAGACCCUGAUUAGAAAACAAAAUAAAAUACAAACAAAAACAGUGACAAGAAAAAUAAGCAAGUGAAGUUUGUGGAGUUGUCCUUCAUUUUUCUCCUGAAGCAUUCUCAUAUGCAUAGAGCAGUCCCCUACUAUAUUCUAUUGGAUGCUAAAGGAGUUGUAAGAGAAACAAAACACAAAACAAACCAGAAAAAAGGCGCUGCAUCAUGCCACAUGUCUUUAAUCCUAGGAGAUAGAGUCAGGCUAAUCUCUGAAUUUAAGGGCAGUCAGGGGUACCUAGUGGAACCCUGAAUAAAUAAGUAGAUUAAAAAAUAAACAAAAGAGGGUUGGGGAUUUAGCUCAGUGGUAGAGCGCUUGCUUAGCAAGCGCAAGGCCCUGGGUUCGGUCCCCAGCUCUGAAAAAAAAGAAAAAGAAAAAAAAAUAAACGAAAGAUAAAACUAAAAGCAAUUCUCUAGUAACUAUUUUGACAGUUAAAUCUUUCUAACAGGAAAUGGAUCUCUAGGGGAUGGGUGUGGGGCCUGUGAUUGCAUGGCUUGUUCAUUGGCACUGUGUCCAGAAUCCUGUGGCUUCAUCACUUCUGAAAGCUCUGGAGGCUGGAGAAGGGCUCAAUGUCCAGCUCUGGGAAGGCCAGGCUACUGGAGCUGGGGCCAAUGGCAGUGCUGUCUGGCCCUGAGUUGUUCCCCCACUGAGAAGCUGAUCAUCCUUUAAAAAUAUAUAUAUAUUUUAAAUUAUUCACUUUACAUCCCACUUACUGUCACCCCCAGCCCUUUCCCCAUUUCCCUUCUCUGAUUGGGUAGGCCCCCCUGGGUAUCCCCCUCACCCCCCACCUAGCACUUCAAGUCUCUGUGAGGCUAGUCACAUCCUCUCCCCGAGGCCAGAUAAGGCAGCCCAGCUAGUAGAGCAUAUCCCAUGUAUAGGUAACAGCUUUUGGGGAACUGGUCGUUUCAGUGCUCAACCCCUUGGAGUCUGCCAAUAACUGUGGUCUUGUGUCCCCUAGUCAGGAAAAGCAGUAUGUAUACUGGCAGCCACUUUGUAGUUCGAUGUGCCAAUGUGGCCCAUGUCAUUUUUUAAAUGCUUUAGUGCAUUAUAUUAACAGUACUGAAAACGUCUUAGUGUGAGCAUAAUAUAAUACACGGUUAUUUCCCAAGUUUGAUCUUGGAACCCUCCCUAAUCUUUCCUAAGACACAAUUUAGCAAGUUACACAGUGAAGAUUCUUGGGGUAAAGGAAUAAAUUUCCUGGCUUACUCCCUGAGGACAAAGUAACUGUGAUUUAUAGUUUAAGCUAUCAUAUAAGGAGAAAAUACUUUAAGUAGAAUUAUGUGAUUCUAAUGUUUUUAAAACAUGUUCGUUCAAAAUUUAUUAGCACAUGAGUACCCUAAGAAUUAGACAUUACCUAAAAACUAUUACUUAAUACAAUAUUAACAUUUAUUUUUUGUUUAACAUAUGUAUAAUUGUAACCUAUUUCUACUGUGGCAUAUUUAAUUACAACUUUUUAAACCAACAGUUUUGCUUUCCAUGGCUUAGGUUAUUUGCAUGUAGUGAUCCUAGUUUCAACUGUGUUUCACAAACUUUAAAUGGAAAAUUCUAUAUUAAUGUUUUAAGUUGCACUGUUCUGAAUGGCAUGGUAAAAUCUCAUGCUCUCCACCACUCCGCUACUCUGGAUGUAACUCAUAACUUUCUCUUCUCUGCACACAGAACUGCAAACUGGAAAACGAUGUGGAGGUGGCCAUCUUCAAUGUGUUUAGAUCACCGUUAUCUCUAAGAGUCAAAACUCUCAGUUGCCCAAGGAGGCAUUUUCAGCCAGAUCCUCAACCACUCUUUCACCAUAGCCCUUUCCUCUAAACUCCAGCCAUAAUAAACAACUUGGGAAUAAUAUUAAUAAAGGUAAAUAAAAGAAAUAAAGAAAACUACUGUUUUUGAACUGAUAAUUUAAAAAGUAGGCAUUUAAAAUAAUAAUUCUUUAAAAAUGUACAUACUCUUUGGUGUAGCAAUUCCACUCCUAAUUCAAUAGGUGCCUUAAAUGAUUUUCAUACUAACACUGAAUUACAAAAGGGGUGAGACGGUGGAAACAAUUUCCCAAUAAUAGGCUAAAUUACAAUAUAGACAAGUCAUUGGAUAGAAGUUUCAUUUUCCAGGAAUGAUAAUGAAUGACGAAUGAUAAAAAGAAUUAGGUCUAGGUUCCAGGUCCUAUUUAAUCUCACAACAAAAUUAGGCGACUAUCGAUCUUUUUGCAUGAGGCAGGUGGAGCAAUGAAUUUAACCUAGUUGAGGUGGCACGGUAAGUAGUGAAAGUCCUUAACAGACCAGUUAAAUCCUGAACCCACUUGUCUUUCCAUUCCUGGCGCCUACCUCGUUGGGUUAGUUUGCGAACAAAAUGAAAAAAAAAACAUUUAAACAAGAACAACAACAAAACAAAUAUAUAGCUGUGCAACACGUCGACACAUAGUACUCAGAGGCUGAAUAACUCGCUCAAGGUCACCCAAUUCCGGAUGACCCCAGAAUUAAAACAGGAUUUCAAUUUCGUGCUCUUCUUGGCUUCCAUUCUUGUCAUUUCGGACUUUUCCAGCUCCGUGAUGCAUACCUAAGAGACAAGAGCACAAAUGAGAGGUGUAUUCGCAGAGAGGUUCCAGAAAGCUAGUCUUCUGGGUCGUUUUGAGGAUUUUCUAAAUCCAGAUACUCUUCCUUCUGACAGAAAGUUUCCGAGGGACGCGUGACGUUAACAUUAUGCGCCGGAAGUGCACUGCGGCGAAAGCAAGGAAGUCGGACCGCUUGCGAUCUCCGCUAGUUCUUAGGAGCCGAACUCAGCGGCAGGAGGGUGACCGCACUUUUAACCAGCGGCUGCUGUCAUGACGACCCAGGGGGGCCUGGUGGCCAACCGAGGCCGGCGGUUCAAAUGGGCCAUUGAGCUGAGUGGACCGGGAGGAGGGAGCAGGGGCCGAAGUGACCGGGGCAGUGGACAGGGAGACUCACUCUAUCCAGUCGGUUACUUGGACAAGCAAGUGCCUGAUACCAGCGUGCAAGAGACCGACCGGAUCCUGGUGGAGAAGGUACAGAGGCAAUACCAUCUCCAUCUUCCCUACCAUGAUGGUGUGUAUGAUGGCCUGGCGACCCAUCCAAGCACUUAUGGCCAUUUCAGCCACUUUCAAGAUGCUGGAGAGUUCAAGUCAGAAGUUUCUUCAAGGUUUGGUCUAUCUCAUUGGGAACCUGAUGGGUUUGGCAUUGGCUGUUUACAAGUGCCAGUCCAUGGGUCUGUUGCCUACACAUGCAUCAGAUUGGCUGGCCUUUAUUGA